AUGGAAAUCGUACAGGAUUUGGCAGCCUCCACUUUGAAAGAUAAUCCAUACUUUAGUGCCGGUGCUGGGCUAUUUGGAGUUGGGAUAGGAAUGGCUGCCCUUAGAAGAAUGAGUCAAGUUAUAAACCUUCUCGUUCGCCGUAAUCUCACUUUAACUUUAGAAGUAGCCAGUCAUGAUAAGGCUUAUCCCUGGGUUUUACAUUGGAUUACGCUGAAAUCUAAUGGACCGUUAAAGAAAGGUGGAAAAAACAAAAUAGGUGGUACAAGUCAACACUUAAGUGUUGAAACUAGUGUAGUACGUACAGAAGGCGGGCGAAUCAAAGCUGCAUUCGGCUUUGUGCCUAGCGUUGGCGUUCACUAUAUGGUUCACCAAAUGAAAUUAAUCCGAAUUGAACGUGUUCGUGCUCAACAAUCCUUACAAGGUGCUACUGUAGCUCCAUUCGAAAGUGUAACUCUUACGACGUUCGGUCGCAACGCCAGAUUUUUUAUUGAUUUGCUCGAGGAGGCUAGAGAAGAAGCUCUUGCACGUGAAAAGGGUUGGACCGUUGUUUACAAGGCUGUUGGUUCAGAAUGGCGCCAGUUUGGUUAUCCUCGUCCACGUCGACCUUUAAAUUCUGUCAUACUGCGUGAUGGUAUAGCUGAAACUAUUGUAGCUGAUGUCAAAGAGUUUGUUGACAACCAGGCCUGGUACACUGAUCGUGGUAUACCAUAUCAUCGUGGUUAUUUAUUAUAUGGACCACCAGGAUGUGGCAAAACUAGUUUCAUAACAGCUUUGGCAGGCCAUUUAGAUUAUAGCAUUAGCAUAUUAAAUUUAAGCGAAUUCGGCAUGACGGCAGAUCGAUUAGAUCAUUUAUUAACGCAUGCACCGCUUCAAACUAUCAUCUUACUUGAGGAUAUUGACGCAGCAGUGCAUAGUCGUAACACAUCAAAUAAUGAUCUACUUCAUAGCAAAGCUUAUGAAGGUAUGCCAACACUCACUUUAAGUGGAUUGUUAAAUGCACUAGAUGGUGUAACCUCGACGGAUGGUCGCAUCAUAUUCAUGACUACAAACUAUAUCGAUCGACUUGAUCCUGCUCUAAUACGACCCGGUCGCGUUGAUAUGCGUGUACGAGUUGACGUUUGCGAUUCGUCUCAACUAAUGCGCAUGUUUAGUCGAUUUUACCCACAGUGGACGUCGUCUGACAUUAAUAAAUUAGCUCAAAAGUUUGCAAGUCUAUUAAAGGAUACACCUUUGAGUUCAGCACAAGUUCAAGGUUAUUUGCUGUUGCAUAAAGAUGACCCUUUAAAAGCAAUCAGUAAUAUAAAUCAACUGUUGUCUCCAUAUGAUUCAUAA
Molecule: messenger RNA, 1332 nt
Organism: Schistosoma curassoni
Lineage: Eukaryota; Metazoa; Platyhelminthes; Trematoda; Strigeidida; Schistosomatidae
Source: the annotation of a GenBank genome assembly